AUGACAGCUAGACCACCACGCGAAGAUCCGUUUGGCCAGCGAUUCCUACGUGAUGAAGAGACUGUCUUUGACUACAAUGCUUGGGAUGGAGUUGAUUUUCCGGAAGAGAAGUUGGCCGAAGUUGAAAAGACAUUAGAAACACAAAAGGAAGCUGCUGUAGAUCAAGAACUAGCUGACGAAUUAAGGAAGGAUGCUCACGGAAAAUGGGAUUCUUUUUAUGAAACACACAGCGACAAGUUCUUCAAAGAUAGGAAAUGGUUAACUCGAGAGUUUCCGGAGGUUUUUCAAUCAACGGUAAGGUUUUUAAUUGUUUUUACUUGAGUUUAGGUAAAAUGGGGAAAUUUCCUAUAAAUCUGCCAAGAGAAAUCGUUAAUUAUCAUUAACAUUUACUUUUUUCAGGGUAAUAUACGUUGUCUGGACGUUGGCUGUGGAGUAGGAAACACGACAUUUCCUUUGUUGGCCGCAAACCCCAAUCUGUUUAUGUUUUCUUGUGAUUUCUCAGCCAAUGCCAUUCAAAUUCUACGAAAUUCAGAAGAGUUUAGCGCUGAUAGGUGUUCACCAUUUGUUUGGGAUAUAACUGACCCUUCAACAAAAAUACCGGUCGAUGAAGGCAGCCUAGAUUACAUCUUCUGCGUCUAUGUGUUAUCAGCGUUACCUCCAGAGAAAGUGGAGAAUGGUAUAAACAAUCUAGUCCGUUUAUUGAAGCCAGGAGGAAUGCUAUGUGUAAAAGACUAUGGACGACAUGAUUUGACUCAAUUAAGGUUUAAAAAGCAGCGAUACAUUGAUGACAACUUCUAUUGUCGUGGAGAUGGUACUUUGGUUUACUUUUUUACUCAAGAUGAACUACAUGAGUUGUUCGAGAAGGCUGGACUGGAUAAAGUAGAAAAUUGGGUGGAUAAACGGCUGGUCGUGAACAGAGCUAAGAAAGUGACAAUGUACAGAAGAUGGAUGCAAUGUAAAUAUAAAAAGCCUGAUUGUUAA
Molecule: messenger RNA, 981 nt
Organism: Bursaphelenchus okinawaensis
Lineage: Eukaryota; Metazoa; Nematoda; Chromadorea; Rhabditida; Aphelenchoididae
Source: the annotation of a GenBank genome assembly